Molecule: messenger RNA, 1881 nt
Organism: Acanthocheilonema viteae
Lineage: Eukaryota; Metazoa; Nematoda; Chromadorea; Rhabditida; Onchocercidae
Source: the annotation of a GenBank genome assembly
AUGGGUGACUGUGAUUACUUACAGAGUAGUCGUUCCGAAUCUUCCCAUUCAUGUAUUACACCUCUUCGAAUCACUAAACUAGCUCAGUGUGAAUGUUUGCUGCGAAAAUAUGACAGGUGUGAGCAAAUAGGAACAUAUAGUGCUUAUGAUGAUAAUCCGAAUUUAACUGGUUAUCAUUUGGACUCACCAGAAUCACCAAAAGUUAGGGACAAAGAUGAGGAAGAAGAAACAAAAAAUCAGGAGAAGCAAAAAGAAGAGGAUCUUGAAAAGUCUAUAGAAUUUGAACAUCAAAUUAAUGAAAAUGUAUCUGUCUGGAUCAAACAGUUCAAAACAUUUUCUGCACGCGACCAAAUGGAUGCUCUUACCGAUUUAGUUGGCGAGUGUUCAUUGGACCACAUUCGACAUUUACGUUCUGUGAUUGAGCCGUUCUUUCAAAAAGACUUCAUUAAGGAAUUGCCUAAAGAAAUUGCAUUACAUGUUAUGUGUUUCUUAUCUCCUGCUGAUAUUGCUCGCAUAUCAUUAACUUGUCGUUAUUGGCGUAACUUGGCUGAAGAUAAUCGAUUAUGGAGGAAGAAAUGUGAGGAAGUGAAUGUUACAGUUAUGGAUGAACCAAGUGAUCGGAAAAGUGGUGCAUGGGCAGAAACAGCCUCAACAAGUGGUAUUGAAAUUGUUGGAUAUCGUCCUGUGCCCAGCUAUCGUGUUGCUUUGUUUACCGGUUAUCAUCAGAAUUGGCUUCGGUAUUAUUCUGGUACAGAUGAUUCGCCAAAAAAUGUUUGUUUAUCAAGAUCAAAAUGGAAAGCACUUUACUUGCGACAUCAACGUAUCUUGGCCAAUUGGCGUUAUCGUCCGCUUCGUGGAUCGUGUAUUUUAAAGGGACAUGAUGAACAUGUGAUUACAUGUUUGCAAAUUCAUGGUGAUUUGAUUGUAACUGGUUCGGAUGAUAAUACAUUGAAAAUAUGGUCAGCCAGCAAAGCAAUAUGUUUGCAAACAUUAACGGGUCAUACUGGUGGUGUUUGGUCAUCUCAGAUGUCAGAAGAUGGUAAAACUGUGACAAGUGGUUCUACUGAUAGAACGGUACGCGUAUGGUGCGUAGAGACGGGACGCUGCUUACACUGUUUGCAAGGUCAUACAAGUACAGUUCGCUGUAUGACACUUAGAGAGGAUAGACUUGUAACUGGAUCUCGCGACACCUCAAUACGCUUAUGGAAUAUCAAAGAUGGCACAUGCAUACGUACUUUGCAAGGUCAUGUAGCAGCUGUACGUUGUGUUCAGUUCGAUGGCGUGCGUAUUGUUUCUGGAGCAUAUGACUUCUCCGUCAAGGUUUGGGAUGCAGAAUCAGGUAGAUGCUUGCACACUCUAACUGGCCAUAGUAAUCGAGUUUAUUCCUUAUUGUUUGAUAGUGAAAGAGAUAUAGUUGUUAGCGGUAGUUUGGAUACUACGAUCAAAGUAUGGAAUAUUCGUGAUGGAGUAUGUACGCAGACAUUAACUGGCCAUCAGUCUUUAACAUCGGGCAUGCAGUUAAGAGGCAAUAUUCUCGUUUCUGGCAAUGCCGACAGUACGAUUAAGAUUUGGGAUAUUAUGGAUGGACAAUGCAAGUAUACACUGUCUGGCCCUAAUCGACAUGCUUCCGCUGUUACUAGUUUGCAAUUUCUUGAAAAUGGUCUAGUUGCAACGAGUAGUGAUGAUGGUUCGGUUAAGCUGUGGGAUGUCAAGCAGGGGAUGUUCGUACGUGAUCUAGUGAGGCUUCGUUCUGGUGGUUCCGGUGGUUGUAUCUGGCGUUUGAAAUCGACGCCAACAAUGCUAGUCUGUGCAGUAGGUUCACGUAAUGGUACGGAAGACACAAAACUUAUACUGCUUGAUUUUGAUGCUGAUUACCCGUAA